CAAAGACUGAGAGGGAAUUACAACAGCUACAGAGUAGUAAAACACCAUAUAAAAGGGUCUUUUUACAGUAUAAGCUUGGGCCGCACAGUGAAGCACGGAUCUUUGAGCGAAUAGCCUGCUCUGUAUUGGAGGGCCACUCACACACACACCUUCAGGAUUACCCAAUGACAACACGGACCGGCUUCUAAAUGAGAGCACGUCACACGCCACACAGCCAAACAGCGGAACAGUCGCAUGAAGCUGGAGUUGAGCAAUAGCAACUGCCAGGUCCGGUUUUCCUGAACAUAUGUAAACCUAGGAUUUCGGAUAUCCUUUGUUGAAGAAACAGCAAUGCACAUGUGUGAGCCAAUCACAUGAGGCAUCUAUGUACAGCCACCAAUCAGCAGCUACUGAACCUAUUUAAAUAUGCUUUUCAAUAAAGGAUAUCAAUGUCACGCCGCUCGCCGCUCCACCUCCUUGUGGCCAUUGCCACAGAUGCUGUCAGCUGUCCUGAUGUUGCCAUGGCCGUUGCCAUGGAUGCUGCGGUUCCUUUGUCAUCGACGCACUCCAGGUCUUCCAAUGCAGUUCCAGAUCAGCUGUCUCCUCCUUGGUGUGAAUCUACACCUAUCAUUUAGUGGGUGUCAAAAUAAAACAAAAAAACCCACAAAAAAACAACAUAUCAUGAAUACAGACUCGGAUAUUGAGAUGACAAGAAACUCAACUGAAGCAUUUCAGGAUCACGUUUGUGAGGAUGGCAAGAAAAAAAACAAAGAAAAAAUGAAAAAAGAGAAAACAAAGUCAAUAGGUCCAUUACAAAUUUUUCGAUAUUCUGAUAGAGUUGAUGUUUUAUUUAUGAUUAUUGGAACCAUUGGAGCACUUGGGAAUGGUCUCUGCCUUCCAUUAUCAAAUAUUGUGUUUGGAGAAAUGGCCGACAGUUUUUUGUGCUACAACUCAUCAAUACAAAAUUCAUCUGAAUGCUCAAAGUUUAAACCUUUAGAUGAACAAAUGGUGAUGUUCUCCUUAUAUUAUGUAGGUAUAGCAGCAUUUGUUCUACUUGGUGGUUAUGUGCAAGUUUCAUUUUGGGUGUUGGCUGCUGCCAGACAGACCAGAAAAAUGAGGAAAGCUUUUUUUCAUUCAGUAUUGUCUCAAGACAUGAGCUGGUUUGAUGUCACUAAAUCUGGAGAACUAAAUACCCGUCUUACUGAAGACAUAAAUAAAAUCAAUGACGGAAUUGGAGACAAAGUUGGUCAUCUUUUCCAAAAUAUUUCAACAUGUCUAACAGGUGUAAUCAUUUCUCUAGCGUAUGGGUGGAAGCUCUCAUUAGUUAUGAUGGCUACAAGUCCACUUGUAGCAAUAUCAACAGCAAUAUGCUCUAAGAUGCUUGUCUCAUUGACAAGUAAGGAACUGUCAGCUUAUGCUAAAGCAGGGGCAGUGGCUGAAGAAGUGCUCUCAUCUAUACGCACUGUUGUGGCCUUUGGUGGACAGGAGAAAGAAAUACAAAGAUACACAAACAAUUUAGGAGAGGCCAAAAAAAUUGGUAUAAAGAAAGCUGUUGCUUCUCAGCUAGCGGUUGGCCUCAUGUACUUUAUUAUUUACGAUUCCUAUGGGCUUGGCUUCUGGUAUGGUGCAACUUUAGCUUUAUACGAAAAUGGCUAUACAAUUGGUAAUGUCUUUAUGAUUUUCUUUAAUGUUGUCCUCAGCAGUUAUUGCAUUGGUCAAGCAUCUUCCCACUUUGAAGCAUUUUCUGUUGCUAGGGGUGCUGCUUACAAUAUUUUUAAUGUAAUUGAUCAGAAGUCUACUAUUGAUAGUUUUUCAAGAGAUGGACAUAAGCCAGAUAAUAUAAAGGGAAAUGUGGAAUUUAAAAAUGUCUGUUUUAGUUAUCCUUCAAGACCAAAUGUUCAGGUUUUAAAGGGACUUAACUUAAAAAUUAAAGCAGGACAAACAGUGGCAUUAGUUGGACAAAGUGGAUGUGGAAAAAGCACAACAGUUCAGCUUCUGCAGAGACUGUAUGAUCCAGAAGAGGGAAUGAUUGCUGUAGAUGAUCAGGACAUACGAUCAUUAAAUGUGAGACACUACAGAGAAUUCAUUGGUGUGGUUAGCCAAGAACCUAUCCUAUUUGGGACAACAAUUAGUCAUAACAUAAAGUAUGGUAGAGAUAAUGUGACUGAUGAAGAAAUAGAAAAAGCUGCUAAAGAAGCAAAUGCCUAUGAUUUCAUUAUGACACUGCCUGAUAAAUUUGAAACCCUUGUUGGGGAAAGAGGAGCUCAGCUGAGUGGUGGUCAGAAGCAAAGAAUAGCUAUAGCUAGAGCACUUGUACGAAAUCCUAAAAUCCUUCUACUGGAUGAAGCUACCUCUGCUUUGGAUACUGAGAGUGAAUCUGUUGUACAAGCUGCUUUAGAUAAGGCCAGCAAAGGUCGGACCACAAUUGUCAUUGCUCACCGUCUUAGCACAGUUUGGGCAGCUGAUGUGAUAGUUGUGAUAGAAAAUGGCGCUGUAGCUGAACAAGGAACUCAUGCUGAAUUAAUGGAAAAAAAUGGCAUAUACCACACACUAGCAACAGCUCAGGCUGUACAUAUAUCUGAAGAUAAUGAAGCUUCAGAAUCAGUUGCACAUGGAGUAUGUAGAAGACCAUCAUUAGUAAGGCGUCUGAGUUCAAAAAUAUCUGCUCAAAACUAUGGGUUAUUGGAUGAAGAAGAAAAAGACAAAAAUGAUGAAAUGGAACAGAUUGACCUCCCUAAAGUCUCUUUUGCUAAACUUAUGAAAUUAAACAAAUCUGAAUGGCCAUAUAUUCUCGGUGGAACCCUUGCUGCAGUAAUUAAUGGGGCAGUUCAUCCCUUAUUUUGUAUCAUGUUUGCAAAAAUGUUAGCAAUUUUUGGAACUAAUGAUGAAGUAAAAAUUCGACAUGAAUCAAAUGUCUGUUCCAUAAUUGUUGCACUCAUUGGUGUGGUUUCAUUUUUUACCUAUUUUUUACAGGGAUUUUUGUUUGGAAGGUCUGGAGAAGUGUUAACAAUGAGAUUAAGAAGGAUGGCAUUUGAAGCCAUGCUGCAUCAGGAGAUUGCGUGGUUUGAUGACAAGAGAAAUAAUACCGGAGCUUUAACAACUCGACUUGCCACAGAUGCUUCACAAAUUCAGACAGCAACUGGCUCCAGACUUGGCUUAAUUGCUGAGAAUGUAGCGAGUAUGGGGUUAUCAUUUAUAAUUGCAUUUUUCUUUGGAUGGGAAAUGUCUCUACUCCUUUUGGCUAUGAUUCCUAUUCUUGUUGCCACUGGACUGCUUGAGACAAGGGCAUUAACUGGCUUUGCUAACCGUGAUAAAAAAGUGCUUCAACAGGCUGGAAAGAUUGCAACAGAAGCUGUGGAUAAUAUACGAACUGUUGUAUCACUGACUAGAGAAACAACUUUUGAAUAUAUGUAUUCUGAAAGCCUGCAGAAGCCAUACAGGAAUGCCCAACGCAAAGCACAAAUAUAUGGUAUCUGUUUUGCAUUCAGUCAGUCGUUUAUACACAUUACCCAUGCAGCAUGUUAUCGUUUUGGUGCAUAUAUGAUAGCCAUUGGAAGGAUGACUCCGGAAGAAGUAUUUCUUGUAUUUUCCAUCCUAGCAUAUGGAGCAAUUGCACUUGGACAGACAUUAUCUUUUGCACCAGAUUAUGCCAAAGCUAAAUCAGCUGCUUCCCAUCUGUUUUACCUCUUUGAAAGAGAACCAACUAUUGAUACCUACAGCCAUCAAGGACAAAAACCUGAAACAUUUCAGGGGAAUUUAGAAUUCCAGAAAAUUUCAUUCAAUUAUCCAUCUCGUCCAGAUGUUCCUGUGCUAAAAGAAUUUUCUGUUAAAAUUGGAAGUGGACAAACAGUGGCAUUUGUUGGUAGCAGUGGGUGUGGCAAAAGUACUUCUGUUCAGCUCCUCCAGAGAUUCUAUGAUCCACUUCAGGGGAAAGUGCUAUUUGAUGGUUUGGAUGCCAAAGGUUUAAACAUACAGUGGCUCCGUGCUCAGAUUGGAAUAGUGUCUCAGGAACCUGUGCUGUUUGACUGCAGCAUUGCUGAAAACAUUGCCUAUGGUGACAACUCACGCACUGUUUCUAUGGAUGAAAUAGAAAACGCAGCAAAAGCAGCAAACAUCCAUUCAUUUAUAGAAGGCCUACCUGAGAAAUAUAAGACUCGAGUAGGAGGGAAAGGAACACAGCUUUCUGGGGGACAGAAGCAGAGAAUAUCAAUUGCUAGAGCACUUAUCCGCUCACCAAAAUUGUUACUACUUGAUGAAGCAACUUCAGCAUUAGACAAUGAGAGUGAAAAGAUUGUCCAGCAAGCUCUGGAUGCAGCUAGAGAAGGAAGAACCUGCAUUAUGAUUGCACACAGACUGUCUACAGUGCAGAAUGCCGAUAUCAUUGUUGUCAUGAAGAAUGGAAAGAUAAUAGAAUAUGGAAGCCAUCAACAGCUUCUAGCAAAUCGUGGGGCGUACUUUAAUUUAGUAAAUGCACAAACAAUAACGUAAUGUGAAAACAAAGAUAUAGAAAAUGUGUACAAAGAAACACUGCAGUUAAGCAUGACUUUACAGAACACAAUUGUAGUGUAUCACAGCAGAAUGUUUUACAGAAGAACACAUCUGUUGGGAAACCAUUGUACUGCAUUACAUGGAAGUGUUUAAACCUGAUCUUGAGAGCCACAAACAGGCAAUAAUUUAACAAAGAUGAGACUUUGUAGCACUAUGGAAUUUGUGAAUGCUACAGGACUAUGUAUUAUCUAAUCAUGGUUAUCAAGCCAUCAGGUUCCUGUGUGAAAUAAAUCACAUGCUUUUUUCCCAGGGCUUUUAAAUUUGAAACCACUGCAAUUUGAAACCACAUUAACCCUUUAAUUAUACUCAGCACUCCUAGAGCUAAGGGCUAACCUUGGCACCCCGAUGUUUCGGAACUACAUUUCCAUUAUGCUUAACUAGACUGCAGAGUUCCAAAGCAUUAUGGGAAAUGUAGUUCCAAAACAUCUUGGUUGCAGAGGUUAGACAUCACUGCCUUAGAGCUUGGAAAGGGUCCCAAUGAGUAGACCAAAGUUCUUUUACACUGUGAUGCGUAUGACUAUAGAUUAUUCAAAAUGUUCAAAUUUAGAAAAAAUAUAGAAUACAACUGGGUAGUCUUAGUAUUAGAACAGUCAACCUUUAAAACUUUAAAAUUAAAAUAUAAAUAUUUAUGUGGAGGAAACAAGAUGCAGAUUUUUAAUAUAUUUUAAAUGGGAUGUUUACACUUUUUUUUUACUGAUGGGAGCAAGUUGUAACUUCCAUCAAAAGACAAAAUAAAUCAUCCUAUCAAGCCCACUUCUAAAUAAACAGCAUUUUACUUUA
Bombina bombina (fire-bellied toad) is the source of this 5307-nucleotide messenger RNA. Its product is annotated as ATP-binding cassette sub-family B member 5. The transcript is spliced from 30 exons. Bases 406 to 4467 code for a protein of 1353 amino acids. Gene Ontology annotation, biological process: transmembrane transport. Gene Ontology annotation, cellular component: membrane. Gene Ontology annotation, molecular function: ATP hydrolysis activity; ABC-type transporter activity; ATP binding. The record is from RefSeq and is a predicted model, not a curated record. NCBI's taxonomy places the organism in Eukaryota, Metazoa, Chordata, Amphibia, Anura, Bombinatoridae.